Molecule: messenger RNA, 1068 nt
Organism: Stylonychia lemnae
Lineage: Eukaryota; Ciliophora; Spirotrichea; Sporadotrichida; Oxytrichidae
Source: the annotation of a GenBank genome assembly
AUGCAAUUGGACAAUAGUUAAUUCCCAAAUUAACUAGAUCCAUAACGCCUUUUGUUUUAGCAACUUCAACCCUACUCUGAAGAUUAGAUUCAAUUUCCUUAAUAACCAGAUAGAGUAUAAAAUGUGCUUUUAAUGUAAGACUUGCUUGAAUAGAAUUAUUAGCCUUUCAAAAAUACUCAGAUGAUGACUGCUGGCAUCAAAAUUAUAGAAUCAGCUAAAAAUACUUUCUUUGAAGCUUAAAAUUCCACUUAAAAGCAAGUAAACACAAUAUCUAUAUUUAUUGAAGAAAUCUUCCAUAAGUCUAUCCCCAAUUAAACAAUAGAUGAGUCUUCUCAAAAAAAUGAUUCUAUUGGACAAAGUCUCAAUAAAUGCAGUUGUUAAUGCCAAUGUUCAGCUAAUGCUGGAAAUAUUUCUCCUAAUUAGAGACAAGUUGUUUAAAUCCAAACAGGGACAUCUGAUAAAUAAAUAUAAACCCUAGAAAAUUCGAUGAAUAAUGAUGAAAAAACUUUGACAAAAGAAAUAUAAAUAAAAAGGAAGCUAAAAUUACCUGAUUAGCAAAAGAUAGUAUUUUACAAGGGAGAGGAUUUAGAGCCAGAGCAGAUUCCUCGAGCCUAGCACGUUCCUAAACUCAAAACAUUUAUAUUUGUCAAAAUCUUUUAGGAAAGUUCAAAGCGUUGGAAAUCAAUGUUUAUUUGCACAUUUGAUCACUGUGACAUUGUAUUGAAGAAAUGGGGAAAUAUCUUCGAUCACUUACGUAUUCACAACCGAGAAAAACCCUUUACUUGCCCAGUACAAUACUGCUCGAGAUCUUUUUCAUAAAAGAGCAACCUGGACAAGCAUUUUAGGAUGCAUUAACAGCUGAAGCUUAGUUGUUCAGAAUGCAAGAAAUUAUAUCCCAGAUUAAAGAUUAUGAAGCACUUCCUGAAAAAUCAUAGCAAGGAAGUAAAAUUUAUCGAUGAUGGAGAAAAUUUAGAUGAGGAAAUUUCAGAUUAAGAUUAGUAGAUUUUUGAUUAAUAGCUGGAGUCAUUAAAUGUUAGUAAAUAAAACGAAGCCUAAAAUCAAUCAUGA